AUGCGCGUAUAUUUCCGUUACACUCCAGGAACUACAGAGAAGUCGCAGAAGAAAGAGCUCAAGAAGACCAAGAGGGCAGUGAGUACAGGAAAGUCGAUGUGCACCCGCUCUGCAACCGUAUCUGCGCGCAAGUCGUCUCGAAAGGGCCGUGCUGUUGCGAAGGCUGGGGAUCAUUUUGCCUCAACCCAACCAGAGUCGCUACCCCCCGCGCCCAAUCAGAGUGGUGCUCGCGACAGUGCAGAAGGAGACGAAAAUGCGGUCCCUCAUAAUGAGGCUCGCACGGGUAUGAUCACUGUCCACAAGAAGGUCCCGCAGCCUGCCUCCUCUGAGCGUGCACGCGGGCGCAGCGUUCUCGUGCCCAAGGCCUUUGAAUCUAUCCAGAAAGACACCCUUCGCCUGGACCUCGUGCUCCCAGGCCUCCAUGCGCACGAAGUCGAAGUGUUUCUCUCCAAUGGCCAUCUAUGUGUCGUCGCAGAGAAUGCCAUCGUCGGCGUGGACGAUCAGCCUGUCAUCACUGCAAGGAGGGUGGUCAGGCUUGAAUACCGGACGAGGUUGGCGAAGGGGAUUCAGGCGGAGGACAUCCGCGCGUGGAUGAGGAACGGGGUGUUGACUUUGACCGAAACUAAGACUCAGGUCAAAGUCUCUGUUGAUUAG
Pleurotus ostreatus (oyster mushroom) is the source of this 654-nucleotide messenger RNA. RefSeq lists its product as uncharacterized. NCBI's taxonomy places the organism in Eukaryota, Fungi, Basidiomycota, Agaricomycetes, Agaricales, Pleurotaceae. Bases 1 to 654 code for a protein of 217 amino acids. The transcript has 5 exons. The record is from RefSeq and is a predicted model, not a curated record.